Molecule: messenger RNA, 984 nt
Organism: Pelobates cultripes (western spadefoot toad)
Lineage: Eukaryota; Metazoa; Chordata; Amphibia; Anura; Pelobatidae
Source: the annotation of a GenBank genome assembly
AUGGCGACGCACAAAAAAACUGGCAAAAAAACUGGCAAAAAAACGAAGGACGGGACCCUAUCCGUGGCCGACCUCCUCACAACGCCUAGACCGCAUGUUAUCAAAGAUGGCGGCGGCCAGAUGAGCGCGGGCUCCCCUGACUCCCCAAGCACCGGAGAGCACGGGCACCAACCUCCACAGACAUCCAAUGCGGAAAUUCUACGAUCUCUCGCAGAGGUAAGACACUACCUAGCGGGGGAAAUAGAGAGAUCUGCGUGGGAGGUGAAGGAGGAGAUACAGACAGUGGGGCAACGCACGGAGGCCCUGGAAUGGAGGAUGGACCACGUGGUGGCUGCACACAAUGAAGCAGCCUCCACCACCAACCACCUCAUCACUAGGGUGGCAGAACUAGAGGCUGAAAUUGAAGAUGCCUCAAAUAGGUCCCGCAGAAAUAAUCUUAGGAUAAAAGGCCUACCGGAAAGAAUUAAAGAUGCAGACAUACAGAAGGUGCUAUUGGGGCUAUUUAAAGAGCAACUACCAGCCAUACCUGAGCACCUGUGGACUAUAGACAGGGCACACAGGGCACUAAGAGCAAGAGGCCCCCCUGACAGUCCCCCCAGAGAUGUCAUAAUGCGGUGGCACUUCUUCUCAACCAAGGAAGCCAUUAUAAAAAGUGCCCGCCACCACACUUACUCGCUGGACGGCUCCACAUUACACCUGUAUCAGGAUAUUGCACCCGCCACACUAGCCAGGAGAAGGGAAUGGAAACCCAUUGCCGACUUUGUCAGGGCCAAGGGCCUCAACUUCGCAUGGGGCCAUCCCUUCAAAAUGCUCGUUUUUAACGGACCGAGACCGGACGUACUCCUGCCUUCAGCAGACCCUAAAACUUUCCUCCGCAACCUGGGUAUUGAAGUCCCAGAAGAUUUUAGCCUACCCCACAGAGGCACUCAAGCACUGGGCCACUUACCCAGAGAAGAAGCAGCGCAGGACGGCGGUGUACACUGA